UUAUAGAAUGAAUCGUCCAAUCCAUUCGACCCUAGAGCUUUGUGAGGUGAAUCUAAAAGAUUGUGUGUACGACCUCAUCCUUUAUGUACCUUGUCUCCAAUCCAGCCCUAAACUUAUCUAGCAAAACUCACUUCUUUAUAACACUUAGUGUAUCUAAUGUAUACUAGUCCCAUUGUGUUGCGAACAACUACUCAAAAUGUUCUUGACCUUCCUUCGAGAAGCCUUGUCAUGAAAGAAUGUUGCAUUUCUAUCCCCUUCCUUCAACCAGUCAAUUCUAGUUCUCUAUCUCUCCACAUCGCCUUCUUCCUUGCAUACUUUUUUUCUCUUAUACCUUCCAUCACGUUCGCCGAGCUCUUUGUCUCCAAGAGGAAGAUUAACUCUGGUUUUUGCCACCUGAUGAAGAGAUUCAGCUCGGCCAGUUACCUAGAGAGCACAACAUCAGCAUCGUGGAGCCACAUAGGUGAAAGCUUGCUACAUGUGAUGAAAACGCCUAGCAUUGUUCAUUAUGUCGGUGAAGAUCACCCUGGAAAUAAUGCCUCCCUCAGUUAUUGAUAUGGUGGCCAAAGUUGCAUUAGGAAUUCUAAGGAAUCACCAUGAUAAUCCACAUUAGUGAAUUUAGUAUAUUCAUUGACGUUGUAUACAAGGAAAUUCACUGACGUAGUUUAUACAAGGGAAUAUAUUGAUGUUGGAGUUCACAUCAAAGUUUUUACAUUAAAUGCCUUUAAUUAUACGUCGAUAAAUAAACCUUCACCAAUGUGGGAAGCAUCGUUGUAUAAAAUAUUUUGUACAGC
This is a messenger RNA of Rubroshorea leprosula, 791 nucleotides long. The record is from the annotation of a GenBank genome assembly. Lineage: Eukaryota; Viridiplantae; Streptophyta; Magnoliopsida; Malvales; Dipterocarpaceae.